AUGAGAAUCAGAAAAAUUAACAAAUCUGAUCCGGUUGGACUCAGUGCCAAUAAUGUUCGAUGGCCUUAUUCAGACCAUACUGAAAGCCUCGGAGAUGGGGGAAUAAAAAAUUUACAAUGGACAGAACGGAAUAAUAUAAAAACUGUACAGCGCAUGUCGGACGCAACAUGUGCGGAUAGUGCACCGGAACUGCCGCUGGUAAGAAGAUUGGAAAUAUUGCGUGCUGUUGACAGUUUGGAAUCCGAUGCAGGAGAAUAUGAGUGA
This is a messenger RNA of Acanthocheilonema viteae, 264 nucleotides long. NCBI's taxonomy places the organism in Eukaryota, Metazoa, Nematoda, Chromadorea, Rhabditida, Onchocercidae. The record is from the annotation of a GenBank genome assembly.